AAAGGGCAGAUACUUGUCCCUUUCAUAGUUUAACCCCGACUUUGUUAGAUCUUUGCUGUCUUUCCUUUCUGUUGAUAGCUUUCUUGACCCGUCGUUUCAUCUUUCCAUUUCCUAACCAUUUAUGGAUUCACACGUUCCUGCCAACCCUGCAACACAGCUACCUCACAUAAACUAUCGAAGCUUUGGUUACUUUUCUCUGUAUAAGAGUUAAAACCACAGUUUUUCAACGUUUUUAAACCCCCAUCAGGUUGAAAACUCAGGCUAGGAUUUUGGUUAUAACAGUGAUUCAAAUUUCAAACCAUGCUGUGAAUUCUUUUACCCCUGCAGUGUAUUCAAGUUUCCAACUUGCUUCAUUCUUUUCCAAGGUAGUUGGAUUGGGUGUCUUGUUUUCAUCCUGGUUGGUAGUUGGUGCAUGUGAUAAAUUUGAGGGACAAAUGUUGUUACAAGGUUUAAUGGGGGUGUAGGAGACUGGAGCUGGGGCCAUAGUCAUGUUUUGCAAUUGGUUUGGUGCUUUGAAUUGGUGUGGAAGGAGGGAUGAUCCUGAAGAGCAGCCUCAUGAACAAGUGGUUGCAACUAAAAAGUUUAGCUAUAACUCAUUGAGAUCAGCAACUCGAGAUUUUCAUCCUUCAAGUAAAAUCGGUGGAGGAGGUUAUGGAGUUGUCUACAAGGGAGUUUUAAGGGAUGGUACUCAGGCUGCUAUCAAGUCUCUUUCUGUAGAGUCUAAACAGGGAACCCAUGAAUUUAUGACAGAAAUUGAUAUGAUAUCAAAUAUACGACAUCCAAAUCUUGUGGAACUGAUUGGCUGCUGUGUUGAGGGUGGUCACCGAAUAUUGGUUUAUGAAUUUUUGGAGAACAAUAGCCUUGCAAGCUCUUUGCUUGGUUCAAAAGGUAAAUAUGUUGCUCUGGAUUGGCCAAAGAGGGCUGCUAUUUGUCGUGGCACGGCUUCUGGUCUAAGUUUUCUUCAUGAAGAGGCUCAACCAAACAUUGUUCACAGGGAUAUCAAGGCCAGCAACAUAUUGCUGGAUGGGAGCUUUAAUCCGAAAAUUGGGGACUUUGGUCUCGCAAAACUUUUUCCUGACAAUGUCACCCAUGUUAGUACUCGAGUUGCAGGAACUGUGGGAUAUCUUGCACCAGAAUAUGCACUUCUGGGACAACUUACAAAGAAGGCAGAUGUGUACAGUUUUGGGAUUCUCAUGCUUGAAAUAAUCAGUGGGAAAAGUAGUAGCAUAGCUGCAUUUGAAGAGGAUUAUUUGGUUUUGGUGGAAUGGGCUUGGAAGCUGAAAGGAGAAAAUAGGCUUCUGGACCUUGUUGAUUCAGAACUAAGUGAAUAUGAUGAGAGUGUGGUGUACCGGUUCCUUAUAGUGGCUCUAUUUUGCACCCAAUCAGCAGCUCAACAUAGACCAAGCAUGAAGCAAGUAUUGGAAAUGCUUUCCAAGGAAGUUCAUCUCAAUGAGAAGGCAUUGACUGAGCCUGGAAUUUACAGAUGGCACAGCACUGGAAAGAAGUGUGGUUCUUUGAAUGAGACAUCAUCUUCUCAAGCAAUCAAGUACAAAAGAACCGAAAAUCCGCAUGAAGCAAAUUCAACUCACUUUAGUGGUACAGAUAUUGUGACAGAGAUGCUUCCAAGAUGAUGAUGGUUACAUGUGUAUGUGGUGUUAGGGUAUAUAUUAGUAGGAUGUGGUCAUACUUGUCAUUGUAGUAAUUAGGAAUAAGAUCAAUGUGUUUCCAAAGGGAAAUAUAAGAUCCUGGGAAGAAAGGCCUUAUUUCAUUAGCAUGUACAUAUGUGUGUGCAUAUACAUAUUUUCACUUUGCUAAUUAUGUUUCUGCUGUUAGCCUAAAGGUGUGAUGAUGAUCUUA
Molecule: messenger RNA, 1857 nt
Organism: Glycine soja
Lineage: Eukaryota; Viridiplantae; Streptophyta; Magnoliopsida; Fabales; Fabaceae
Product: putative serine/threonine-protein kinase
Exons: 6
Coding region: 489-1631 (380 amino acids)
Biological process (GO): protein phosphorylation
Molecular function (GO): ATP binding; protein kinase activity
Source: RefSeq, a predicted model, not a curated record